Molecule: messenger RNA, 1005 nt
Organism: Melampsora larici-populina 98AG31
Lineage: Eukaryota; Fungi; Basidiomycota; Pucciniomycetes; Pucciniales; Melampsoraceae
Exons: 4
Coding region: 1-1005 (334 amino acids)
Source: RefSeq, a predicted model, not a curated record
AUGUCAAUGCUCCUACGCGACUUCGUCGGCCUUAUGAACAAGGAUUGUCCCCAGCUUGCGGCGACUCUCACGGUGGGCGACUUUGUGCGAUUCGCAUCACUGGCCGCCAAGGUCCAGAAAACCGCAGGCGUCUCCCUAGCCCUCACACCAACCCGAACAAGCAUCAUACCCUUCCUCUCAUUGGCUUUGCAACCUCAAUGCUUGGACGAAUCGAUGGUUCAUCUAUGGACUAUAUUGUUCUACCUGUUACCUGAAUGUCUGAUCGACUCCGCUGCUGCAAUCCGCGACUUUGGUCUGACACCUGCUCUCACCACGAAAAUUCCUGAAUUCUUUCUACGGGCUCCACUGUCGCACUGUGACAUAUGUAAGGAAAAGUCAACCCUGCACGUCCAUUCGCGCAUUGACGGAUACUUAUAUGACAUCGAUGGCCCCCACCCGAUUCAGACUGUUAUCUUGUGCUGCUCCAACUCACGCUGUGGGACUUAUUACAGGCCGAGCUACUACACUCAAGAUGGCCUCCGCAUUUACUACUCACCGGACAUGGGCCGCAACACACACUUUCUCCACAUCCACUGUCAUUAUUACAUGACUACGCGGUUGGCAUUCAUGUUCCGAGUUCUGCAGAUGUUGGCUCAUGUGUCUCAUUUUAAUCUCGUGAAUUGGUACAACGAGGUGUUUGUCGAUGGGACUCCGAUUCCAACCUUUGUUGCCGACCAGUCAUUCACCCCUUCCAUGUCAGAGGAAGUAUGCCGAGACAGGCUCAUACUUCAUUCUCUAAUGACCCACUCGGACCAAAGAGGCACUCAGCUCGCAGUCUCCUCGAGUGGCAACGAUACAAUCCGCUUUGACUCGGCAAUUGAAAAUCAUUUGCAACUCUUAUCAGUCGAAGGAACUAGGUUCCGUGACCAUUAUUGUUCCCUAUGUGUCCGAGUGUUAUCAGAGGUGGAUCCAGCAUCCGGGGAAGAGUCUUGCAAAGGAUUGAGUGGACUUUUGGUUCCAUCUUAG